GGAGGCGGCGGCGGCGGCUUGUCCUCGCUGGGGCGCUCAGCACGCUGGAGCCCGCGAGCUUGCGGAGCUUUACUCGCCCGGGAAACGUCUGCAAGAAUGGAUUAGUGUCAUCUUGUGUUUUUCUCUGAUGUCUUUCAACUUCUACAAGCUCCUCUUCUGCUUGAGACUGGAACAUGCCUUCUCAAUUAUUAUUGGGAUAUUUGCAGGAGUUAUUACUGCUGACUUUGUCUCGGGUCUGGUACACUGGGGAGCAGACACCUGGGGAUCUGUAGAUCUGCCAAUUGUUGGAAAGGCUUUUAUCAGACCUUUCAGAGAACAUCACAUUGAUCCAACAGCAAUUACUAGACACGACUUCAUAGAGACCAAUGGUGAUAACUGCAUGUUGGCAGUCGUUCCAUUGGCAAACAUGGCCUACAAAUUGGUGUCUUUAGCACCAGAAGCAUUACACCAAACGUGCCCUUGGGAGUGCUACGUCUUUGCCCUGGCUGUAUUUGCAACGUUGACAAACCAGAUUCACAAGUGGUCCCAUACAUACUUUGGUCUUCCUCGAUGGGUGGUCUUCCUGCAGGAUUGGCACAUUAUCCUGCCACGGAAACACCACAGGAUCCACCACGUGUCUCCUCAUGAAACUUACUUCUGUAUUACUACAGGAUGGCUGAACUACCCACUGGAGAAAAUUAGGUUUUGGAGGUUCCUGGAGAAUAUCAUUCAAGGAGUGACGGGAGAAAAACCUAGAGCAGACGACAUGAAGUGGGCUCAGAAAAUAAAAUAACUCUUGCCAAGCUUCUGCUGUCCUUAUACUUGUUGCCAAUAUUUUUAAAAGAAAAAAGCCAUCAGCCAAAUUAAAGACUUGCAAACAAAUAAUGGACUAAAAGCACAAUGCUUUUUUUAAAAAAGUGCUAACAGACUGCAGUUAAAGGACUCACUCCUCAGAAUAAUACUUGAAAAUGCAAGCGGCUUGUUCCGUUUGUCCCGAGCACCUUCUGUUAGCCUCAUCUGCCGAUGUUGAACGUUUUCAUCCUUGAGUCUCAAAAGCCAUUAGUCAGAGAAGACACUGUUCCAUUUCUAGUAGUAUGUCAUUGGCACAGUAAAAUGUGUUGUAUCAACAUGAAUUUACCACACUGAAAGUCAUGUAAGACACCAGGAAAGCAAACAAGCAGUACCUUUUAAGGAACAGAUUUGAACGUUCACUGCAUGAGAACCAGUCAGAGGAAAGGGAGAUUUUAUGAAACUUGUCACCACUUCAGUGCGUUUAGUGUUUUGUACACCUUGCUGUCAUCUUGCUAUCAUGUCAAGUCUUGGUCUAUGUGGUGCGUGUGCAACAGAACAUUGAAGAGUCUCAUUCUGCUAGUGGAUUAAGGAUCUUCGCUGUUGUUUGUCUCCUGAAAUAAACAAGUGUUUCCUUGAUACCUGAGCAGACUUUUGCUGUAUAAGCCUGUAACUAACUUGGUAGAUGUCUGAGGAAAAGAAGAACGUAUUUUUCGCAAGUGUCAGACAUAUAAAGCACUUGCCUUAGGCCGUUUAGUGUUUCAGUUACUGGAUUUGUUUUGUUAUAAUUUCUCUUCCAAUAAUCACUGUUUAAAGUAGGACAUAGAAAAAUUGGUCACAUCAUUAAAUUUAUGUUAGAAGGAAUAGGACAAUGGUGUAUUUUAAAAGGUGCUUGCUGAUUCAUGUAAAUAUCAUAAAGCCUUAAUCCCUUUGGUGUAACAUGAAAUAAUAUUUUAAUGUGGUCUGAAUGUAUAUAAUUUAUAACAAAGCAGUCCAAUUAUAAUAAUUGUGUUAAA
Pogona vitticeps (central bearded dragon) is the source of this 1784-nucleotide messenger RNA. RefSeq names its product plasmanylethanolamine desaturase 1 (gene PEDS1). NCBI's taxonomy places the organism in Eukaryota, Metazoa, Chordata, Lepidosauria, Squamata, Agamidae. Gene Ontology annotation, molecular function: plasmanylethanolamine desaturase activity. Gene Ontology annotation, biological process: ether lipid biosynthetic process. Gene Ontology annotation, cellular component: endoplasmic reticulum membrane. The record is from RefSeq and is a predicted model, not a curated record.